Molecule: messenger RNA, 3435 nt
Organism: Emericellopsis atlantica
Lineage: Eukaryota; Fungi; Ascomycota; Sordariomycetes; Hypocreales; Bionectriaceae
Exons: 2
Coding region: 55-3249 (1064 amino acids)
Source: RefSeq, a predicted model, not a curated record
CUCGACAGAUAUUCCAAUUCAAGCCAAUUUCAGUUCCAGAGUUCUGUGGACAAGAUGCCUUCGUCAAGAUCCCAACGUUUGACAUCCAAGUGGGCCCUCAAGCCCGGGAAGCCAGCGUCCAGCUUGGACGGAGAUGAGUGUGAGACUGACGAAGCUGACAUAUGUCCAGAGUCGUCCACAGACGCGAAGCCAGUAUCCACGAGAAGGACUGGUCUUCAAAGAUCAUCAAGGGUCUUGAAAGACGUGACUAAUCUGCCUUCACCUAGGCAAUCUGUCUCAGAGCAGGUCAUUGCGAGUGCGUCUGAGUGGAAAGGAUUUGUGAUCAUGGUUGACAUUUGCUUCCAGAGACAGUGGACGGGCAACGAUAUCGAAACGGGUGCGACCCCCGAGCAGAAGAAGAAGAAGCCCAAUGAUGGCCAAGAGGAGGAGGAGGACGACGAUGCCUAUCUCCCGACCCUGGAAGAGGAAAGGGAAGAUGAAGAAGACGAAGAAGAUGUCGCGUUCGACAAAGAAGAAUUGGAUGAUGAGAUACGGCAGCUGUUACCCCGUUUAUUUGAAGAUGUCGAGGAUGACGACUUCUUGGCAUUGGAUGCCGAGGCCGAGGUGGACAUCGAGCCUCAAUGCAAAGAGACUGAGGAGGAAGAAGAGCAGGAGGGGGAGGUCGAAGUGCCAUCCACACUUCAAGACUCUCUCAAACGCAAGAGUCAUGGCGCAAGUUGCCGACCUGCGAAGAAGGCUCGACGAUGCCCAGUCGUUUCCUACACGGCGGAGGAGUGGAUCGCCCACUUCGAUAGCCAAAAAAAGAAUCUCGUUGCGGAAGAUGACCCCGACUUUCUGAGAUUCCAGAGCAACUUUGGCGCCUUGAUUCGAGGAGCUUGCCUUGCGGCAGCUGAUACAGAAACUGAGCCAAUGAACGAAUGGAUGAUGCGACCCAAGGAAGAACGAGAGAUGACUCGAGGGUUUCGCAGUGUUCUGGCGCGGAUUUCAUCUAAGGACCUUCAACAAGAAGUGUUCUCCCAUAUGCCUCGAAUGGCACAAAAGAUCCUUGGGAAGAAGGAUUUGAAGCCUGUCGACCUUCUCGACUUGCCUCUGUUUCCGAGCAUGUACAAGCAUCGGGCUGCGUAUCUCAAUGUACCUACCCGCAUCGAGGCGUACAAGAUCACUCGUGGUGAUUCUCCUUGGACCAAAGCCAAAAUCAGGGUCCCUGUCAAUGAACAGGCUCUGCAGACGCCAUUGGACACCCGCGUCUACGCCGGUUCAACAAACGCCACACUCGGAGGUUACACCCGUGUCGGAGCACAUGAACGGGCUACGCAUGGCGACAAAAGCCAGAACCAUGAUCUGGCAAAGCACUACAAAUUCGCCUCGCAGCCGGAUGUCGUGCUCAAUUUCAGGCUUGUCGCGACAUGGUCUAACCCAUUUGCGGCUGAGAACCCUGGGGACCAAGAUCUCACCCGUUGGUUGUCAGUAUUCGUCGAAGCGAUGACAAUAACGUACCUCGGGUUAUACAACCGCAGUGAUCGAUGCGCAAGUCUUGGCAGCCUUUUCUCGAGGGCAUCAUAUGAGCUAUCCGACUCACUGCGAAAAGGAGUUGAUUUGCCCGCCUUUGGUGAGCACUCAUUGAACAGGGCUUGGCCUUUGAUGCAAGGUGUCGCUGGGGGCAUGUCGAGGGCUGAUUCCUGCGCAAAUCCAAACUGCGCUCUUCCUCUCGAGUCGAAACACCCCGAGCUGCCGUCGUACUUGACAUGCAAGAUGCUAUGUUCAAGCGAGGGCCCCAUGGGGUUGAAAUAUUGCGUGCAGUGUACGAGAUUCGCCUGCAUGAAUGGUGGCACAAUGCGAACACGUGCGGCCACAGCCAACGGCUUCUUUGACCAGGAGCUCGGAAGGAAGCUGGAGUCAAUCAACGACUCUUUUCUUGGUAAUGGCAAUCCUCGCCAAUGCCGAAACACGUCUUGCCGAGUCAACAUUCCCGAUUCGGCCAGUUUAUAUGGCUUAGCCAAUGGCAUUCGAUGCCACCGAUGCCACGAGUUUCGCGAGCGCCGUCUAAUUGAAUGGUCGCCACUAGACUACUCUGGGAUCGACGCCAAUCCUUGGAGUGAUCCCAAGGAAUGCUCUGCUUGUGGCGUUCACACGGACGACGUCCACGUAUGGGACCGUGGUUUGUCUCGUCUUUGCCAGUCUUGCAACGAGAAGAGGUGCUCGUUCGGCGAGCAAAUGGAGCCAUCUACACCUCAGCCGCACACCGUUGUCGCAUGCUUCAACGAGACUUGUCAGAGACGAAAGGGUCUGAAAAUGAGCAUGACGAGGAUGAUUGAAGAUGUCAUUGAGAAUGUCUGGCGCUGUCUGAUCUGCGAUUGGGAAUUCUGUGAGUCCCUGCAUGAUUACGACGUAAGACGCGAAAUCCCACACCAUCGGUACAACUUGACAUCAUGUGUCAGUUGCGGUCGAUUCCAUACAUACGACAAAUGGAAGAAGGUCGAAGGUGGGUACAAGUGUGGUGAGUGUGUGCUCGGGGACUCUCGCUGCGCCAACGCCCAAUGCCCUCGUCACCGUGCAGUGUUUGCAGAGCGCAAAAAGUGGGAUCCAGUUCUCCAAGACUGGUUCUGCGACUGGUGCUUCAGAUCGAACGCGCAAAGACCCGACGACAAGAAGUCGAAAAACUUCCAUGCCGUCAACCGAUACGUUGUCGGAACGCGAGUCUGUGUCAACCCGCAUUGCGGGCACACCGAUGAGACUUGGAGCUGGUCUUGGGUCUAUCAAGAGGGACACAAAGGGAAUCCUGAGUACCUGCGGUGCGCGAAAUGUCAUAACCAUUUACGGGAACAUGGCGAAGAGCGACGCCCCCACGCAAACCGCACCAGUCUGGGGCCAACAACCUGCUUCAACUGCAAGGGCACAGAGGAAACGCUGGGUCCCCAGAUGUGGCGAACCGUUCUCGACGCCGACGGACAUCCAACAGCUCAGUGGCGAUGCGAUAAAUGCCACAGCUAUUGGUUCAGACACAAAGAGGAGCGGACGGACGACAACCUCAAGCGGAAGCCAGUGCCGACGACUCGCGAAUGUGCGAAUCCGAACUGCGAUACCACAGGCGAGGUCAAGAGAGGUUGGUCGAAGACCGGGACAGACGAAAACGGGAACGACAUCUGGAGAUGCAAAGGCUGUACGACGUAUUGGAAGCGCACUGGCAGAGAUAGGACCAGCAUUCGGGUGAACCAAAAGAAGCGCGUGGUCGAGAAAAAGAAGAAAUGAAAGAGUUCGAAAGUUUUGGAUAAUGGAGGAGCUUUGGGAUGAUUCGAGAUCAGGGUGGCGAUUGAUUCAGGAGAUUUGGGGGCCUCCGUUUCCAGUUGGCUGGUGUUGAUGAUCAAUGCGCGAGGCGCGGAGGCGAACGCGUUCCACACGCUAGUCGGAUCAGAAACAGGAACACGGCUCGCAGAG